Messenger RNA from Schistocerca gregaria, 2418 nucleotides. RefSeq names its product probable cytochrome P450 6a14. The coding region runs from base 139 to 1671 and encodes 510 amino acids. Lineage: Eukaryota; Metazoa; Arthropoda; Insecta; Orthoptera; Acrididae. Gene Ontology annotation, molecular function: monooxygenase activity; oxidoreductase activity, acting on paired donors, with incorporation or reduction of molecular oxygen; iron ion binding. The transcript is spliced from 7 exons. The record is from RefSeq and is a predicted model, not a curated record.
CAGCGCUGCCAUCGGUCCGAGUUAAUCAUCCUCCGACCUCGUAACACAGGGCAGAGAAAGCGGUGAAGGACGUGUGUAUCCAGAUUUAGCGUUCGCCUGGUGUUGUUCGGCGCGAGGUACAGGAGGGACAGAUCCAGCAUGCUGCAGCUGGUGGUCGCCAUGGUGGUGGCGGCGUGCGCCACGCUGGCGCUCUACGCCUACUACUCGCUCUCCUACUGGACGCGCCGGGGCAUCCCCCAGAUCCCUUCGGCGCGGUUCCCUCUGGGCCACAUCUGGAAGACUGUGCUCCUCCGGCUCUCCUUCGGAGAAGAGUGCAGCAGCCUCUACGAGAAAGUCCCGGCGUCGACGCCGCUGGCAGGCGCUUACUUCUUCACCAACCCUGCCGUCGUGGUCAGGGAUCCGGACCUCAUCAAGAGGAUGCUGAUCAAGGACUUCCAGCACUUCCACGACCGCGGCCUCUACAUCAACGAGGAAGUAGAUCCGCUCUCUGGACACUUAUUCCUAAUGCCCGGCGAGAGAUGGCGCUUGCUGAGGAAUAAGCUGUCUCCCACAUUCACAUCGGGAAAGAUGAAGAUGAUGUUUCCGAUAAUGGAGAAUUGCGCACGCGAACUGGCUGAAGUGCUGGACGGCGGCUCCGGGGAAGCCGAGUUCCGCGACCUCGCGGCGCGCUUCACCACUGACGUCAUCGCCUCCUGUGCCUUCGGAUUCGAAGUGCACAGCCUGCAGCACCCCGAUGAAGAAUUUCGCUACUGGGGCAAGCGGUUGGUUACGCCGACGACCGUCGAAUCGCUCCAGUCGAGCUUCUGCAAUAUGUUCCCGAAACUCGCCUACAUUUUUCGGAUCCAUUCUGUACCUUUAGACGUGGACAGAUAUUUCACUAAUUUGGUGAAGGACACCAUGAACUACCGGGACUCUCAAAAAAUAUCAAGAGGGGAUUUCUUGCAGCUUCUCAUGAACUUGCGUGACGACCAGAGGGUAGCUGAGGAAGAUCAGCAAAAGUCGGCAAGUUCAAAGGACAUAAAGCUAAACAUUGGGCAGCUCGCAGCACAGUGCGCAGUAUUUUUCCUGGCUGGUUUCGAGACAUCCUCAACGACGAUGAGCUUCGCGUUGCACGAGCUAGCGCUCAAUCCAGACAUUCAGAAGAAAUUACAACAGGAGAUCGAUGAGACUAUACAAAAAUCUAAUGGGCAGUUGACGUAUGAUGACGUUAUGAACAUGCCGUAUCUUGAUAAGGUUGUUUCAGAGACACUGCGAAAGUAUCCACCGGUACCAGUGCUGAACCGCGAGGUGACGCAGGCGUACAAAGUGCCGGACACGGAGUGGGUGCUGGAGAAGGGCACCUCGGUCAUCAUACCCGUGCUGGCGCUGCACUACGACACGCAGUACUUCCCACAGCCCCAGCGCUUCGACCCGGAGCGCUUCUCGGAGGAACAGAAAAACGACAGGCCCGACUUCGUCUACCUGCCGUUCGGUGAUGGCCCACGUGUUUGUAUUGGUAUGCGAUUCGGCCUGAUGCAGACCAAAAUCGGACUGGCUAGUUUGCUCAGUCGCUACAACAUAGAGACCUGCAGUCGGACUGUCAAGGAGCUGAAGAUGGAUCCGCGUUCGUUCAUCUUGAAUCCAGUCUCUGGCAUUUGGUUACGUUACGUUGCGAGAUCCCAGAAAGCUUAACUGUGUUUUUGUGAACAUCUGUAGACAUAAAUGUUGUAAACAUAAAGUCCAUUAUUUUUAUAAUACUUGCCUCAGCAAGGUGUUUCCGAAAGCAGUUACCAACUCUCAAGGGAUGGAAAGAGGCACAAAUUUAGAUUUAACUGACUUUGAAACUGUCAUGACUUGCUUAUCGAUGUGCGCAGGGAAGGAUUCUUUGAACGACUCCAGGAUACACCUGUACAGAAAAUACGUGUUAAUUACAUCCAAAGUCCGCUGUAUGUGUAUGUUAUACCUCUUCCACAUUAUAGACCAUUUAUAUAUGCAUAUUUUCUUAUCUGUACUAUUUAUGUGUGCGUCUAAUUAGUGACCGUCAAAGUCUUUUAUAGUAGCUGUUGUUUUAUGUAAUAUAUGAAUUACGUAUCAUCUAUCGAUAUAAUCUUAGUGAAUCUUUGACUGUAUUGGAGCAGACGACUUUUAAGACCGUCUGCACUUCGCAUUUUUGUGUGCUCUUUGCGAAUCAAAAGAUAACGUUAUUGUAGAAAUGUGACAAAUAUUGAAUUACAGUUGCAUCAGUUCGUAGUCUUAUUUCUGAGGCAGCAUGUUGUAAGUUUGUUUGUCCAGCUUUGAUAAAUGUGUAGAGUUCAGACGAAAAAGUUCAUGUUUUGUUGUAAGGCUGGUUAUCAUUAAUCUAAAGUAAACACCUACAAUAAAUGGAAAUUUUUUUGUACCAUGCUUUCGAAAUGAAUACCACUGUUCGUUAUAAGUUAA